Molecule: messenger RNA, 1858 nt
Organism: Terrapene triunguis (Three-toed box turtle)
Lineage: Eukaryota; Metazoa; Chordata; Testudines; Emydidae
Gene: GLMP
Product: glycosylated lysosomal membrane protein
Exons: 6
Coding region: 6-1223 (405 amino acids)
Cellular component (GO): lysosome
Source: RefSeq, a predicted model, not a curated record
CCAACAUGCUGGAGGGAAGUCGCUUGCUACUCCCUGGCCUGUGGCUGCUGGCGAGUGUCUCCUGCCUGCUGGGGGACGCGGCGGGCUAUCGGAGGAAGGUAACCCUGCAGUCCAUCCCCGGCUCGAACAGCUCCUCCGCCAACCUCCUGCACGUGCGGGCCGUGGGCCGGAACAACACCCUGCACUACGUGUGGAGCAGCAUCGGGGCGCCCACCGUGCUGCUGCUCUACACCCGGAGCGAGAGCAGCGCCCUGCGCGUCAACUGGACCAAGCUCCUCUCGGCCUCCCCCGCCGGGGCCAUCUGGGUCGAGCCGCCCGGCAGCGUUGUCUACUCCACCGCUGUCGUCUUCACCAAGGUGUUCGAGUACAACGGGGCCAACGUGUCGGCCCUCUCCAAGGGGCAGGAGGAGCCGUUCUACCCCCCCUACGACCUGGCUGGCUUCUCCUGGCAGAGUGUGAACCACACCGUGAACCAGACGGCCCUCACGGCUAAGUUCCAGGGGGUGGACACCUCGGACCCUGGGGGGGCCUUCCACAAUGGCACCAUCUCCUUCCAGGUGACUGCCUACGAGCAGGGUGGCCGGGACGGCCCCCUCCCUCGCCUCCUGCACACCGCCAACAGCUCCAAGGUGGAGUUCAUCAUGGACAACGUGGCCCCGCGCGGCAACAGUUCUCGCUUCAUGCUGGAGGUGGUCACGGUGGAGGAGAAAGGCGGGCACAAGAGGCUGCAGUCUGUGCGGUCCAUUGAUGACGAGUACACGCCCACCAUCUUUGAGAUGGCCCAGCUGGUGUCCGAGCCCCGCAACGACAGCAUCGGCCCGAGCUUCUUCCAGUGGAAGACGACGGCGUACGGCUCCAGGGAGGCCAGCCGGGAGAACGCCAUCCGCUGCCGCUACCACCCCCUGCAGACAGCCAACUGGACGCUGCCGGGGCCCAGCAUCGCGCACGCCUACUUCGGGGAGGGCCUGGGCCGCAGCCACCACAUCGCCGCCAUCAAUAUCUCCUUCGGCGGCGAGGACGGGGAGGUCUACGCCGAGAAGGGCUACCUGAGCUGGUCUGCCUUGCUUGGCUUCGGCACGCCCCCGAAAGACGCCUUCUCUCCCCUCGUGAUGGCCAUUGUGGUUGUGGCCCUGGGCACCCCCGUGGUGCUGCUGCUGGCGGGAAGCCUUGUGGUGCUGUUCGCACGGAGGAAGCGCCAUUCCCAGUACGAGCCCAUCAACUGACUGACGUGGGCAGGACUCGGAAACAGCUAGCGCCGGCCAGGGUUCUCUCGCCGGACCCUCGGGCUCCCCCAAGGCUCCUGAAGUGGCUGCUCCUGGGAAACUUAUUUAUUAAUAGCCACGGUUACGCGUCCUCUUCUCUCUCUAUCUCCACGGCCCUGACCCCUCGUCACUCCAGGCUCCGAGGGGAAUAGUGCAAUGACCUGCAGUGCUACCUCCGCACCCUGGAUCCUGGCUCUUCGGCGCUUGGCAUGGGCGGGAUGGGAAGGAGACCCGCCCUGUAUUCAUAACUGUUCGGCUGUCUGCCUUGAGGAUGGAGUGAUCCAUUUCUCCCUUACCCCCUAAAAGUCUUUUAGAAGCAGUAUCUGGCACUGAGGUUCUCCACGGGGGCUCUAGAAUACAUUCCAGGGCAGGGCUGGGAUCCAGCAGGGCCUGCCCAAGAAAUGCCUCACUUAGGGGGUCAGAAACAUUAGCCGUUUCUAGGCCAGUGUCUAGCGUCUCCCUUCACUCCACCCAUCAGCGUGCCUGACCCGGCGUUCACAAACACAGAACCUUCCCAUAGGGCACUUUGCAAGGUGCUACCCAGCCUCUGGUUUUAUCGCUGCUCUUGUUUUAAACCAGCCGGUGAGGGAUUGUGG